AUGGCUUCCAGGAUUGCUCUAAUCACUGGCGCAAACUCAGGAAUCGGUUUUGCAAUCGCCAAGGAACUGGCCGCUGCUCCAGAGGGCUUCCAUGUCCUCCUAGCUGGCCGAACUCUCAGCAAAGUCGAGUCAGCCAUAUCUGAGAUUGAGACCUCUGGCCAUGGCGCAAAUGGCCUAACAGCGCUGGAAUUAGACGUCACAAACCAAACCUCCAUUCAAACUGCUGCAUCCGCCGUGAAGCAAAAGUUCGGGCGUCUGGAUGUGCUAAUCAACAAUGCUGGCAUUGAAAACAGAGACACCGAUCUGGUGACCAAGUUUCAUGAGACUUUUGCUACCAACGUGCUUGGUCCUGUCCUUGUUUCUGCUGCUUUCCGCUCCUUGCUCCUUGCUUCACCGGCCCCUUACUCAGUUUAUAUCGGCAGUGUGACAAGUUCACUGACCAGUAUUGUCAACCCGGACUCGUACUUGCGUACCACCACGGCUGGCACCAAUGCAUAUCGGGCUAGCAAGACAGCGCUGAAUAUGAUUGCGAUGCAUGAACAGCUAGAGGUGAAAGAUACGCCUCUCAAAGUUCGUAUCAUGUGCCCCGGUUUCGUGGUGUCCAACUUGCGCGGCACCAGUGAAGAAGCCCGCUCUGGAGGGGGUCGAGCUGGUGAUCCUGCGAGCUCUGCACGGCUUCUCCUCAGUAUUUUGCGAGGGGAGCGUGACGGUGACGCGCAGGGCCUGAUUACCACGAGUGGUGUUUGUCCUUGGUAA
This is a messenger RNA of Talaromyces proteolyticus, 756 nucleotides long. Its product is annotated as short chain dehydrogenase/reductase. Lineage: Eukaryota; Fungi; Ascomycota; Eurotiomycetes; Eurotiales; Trichocomaceae. The transcript is spliced from 2 exons. The record is from RefSeq and is a predicted model, not a curated record. Bases 1 to 756 code for a protein of 251 amino acids.